Molecule: messenger RNA, 4548 nt
Organism: Zootermopsis nevadensis
Lineage: Eukaryota; Metazoa; Arthropoda; Insecta; Blattodea; Termopsidae
Source: RefSeq, a predicted model, not a curated record
AUUAGUCCUCUAAGAGCAACAGGCAUGUCACCAUCAACUACACAAGGCUUUUCCAACAUACUAAUAGGUUUAAGUCUUCCAUUAUGUUGCCUCCUGAAGCUCAAAUACUGUGCAUUGCCUUGGCAGUAUUGUUUAAAGUUGCUGAGUAGCUCAGAAACCUCUAUUAAAAUUGUGCCCACGGGUCUAGUGAUACUUGGCAUUUUUUUGCAGUGGUAAAUUAUCAUAAUUUUUUAAAUACAAAAUAUUGUUUAUGAAUACUUCCAUUUUUGUAAAUAAGUGCUUGGAAUAAUUUUUAGAAAUUUUAAGAUAUUUUGUAAUUUUAGUACAAAUUUCAACUUUUUUAGGCCCCUGUUGAAAGAGUAGCGACUCUGUAGUAUGUUUUCCAAGUUAUGUAAUUCCACUGGAUGAGUGAAUAUUUAAUAGUCUGCUGUUGCCAUUAUUUAAAAUGUUCGAAACCUUGGGAAAUUCCAUUCCCCCCUUCUCGACUUAUGCCGCUCGUAGUUUGCCAUUUGCAUAUCGCUAUGGUUUAUAUUAGUUUUAUUAAUUCUGUUACGGGAGGACAACUAUGUGUAUGUACUACUACACAACAGUUAUUAUAACCUCGAUAUACAGUCGUAUUUGAGACUGCGGAUGGAGGAACAGGCUCCAGUUUUCGAGGUUAGCUGCGAAUAUAUUGAAUAUGCAGUCGUGGACAGCCUACGAGGGGUGGUCCUCCAGCUCGGGGGUUGGGCGUGAGGCUAACAACCAUUCACCGUAAAAAAAACAGCAUUGUUACGAAAAAACAUAACCUAAAAGCCUCGAAACCGGACGGACUCUUUGGUAUGACCAUGGCAGGAUUUUGUUAGCCAAGGACAGGGUCCGGUGGAGGGCUUUGGUUAUUUGGUGAUGAACCUUCGGGUUCCAUAAGCCAUCUAGUUAUGGUUUAUAUUAGGCUCGGCAGAUGGCGGAUGUUACAAAAAAAAAAUGGGAUGGCCUUGAGAUAUGUCGUGAGGUCGGGAAUGCUGCUCAUUUUAUAAACAUAGUUGUUUAAAUCGGAUAUGAACGCUGAACGUCAAUGCUGUAGACAUUAUAAUUAGCGUGUAUCACUUGUGUCUGCUGUUUUAUCACGUUGAAAGUGUGAUUUCCUUAUUGACUGAUGAAAACCACAAGAGCAAAUGUCCAGCUCACCAUCACAACAGAAAUUUCUGGCUGCAGGAAUUUAAUCAAGGAAGACUUACAUCAAAAGUUUCUGAUUAUGGAUCUGAAUGUGUUGAAAACUUAGGAGAACACAUACUGUAAUCUGAGCAAUUAUCAUGGUCAUGCUGUUGUCAUAAGUGAACUUAUGGCAUACAUGCACAUGUAAAAAGCAUUACUAUAAUGAGUCCAGUGGCAAGUCCUACAAUUGGAACCCAGUUUGGAGGGCUGACAUUUUUUGCUCAGAGCCAUCCUGGUGAACUGUGUGGCAGCAAUGGUCUACCUUUGACACCUAACUCUAUCACCAUAUUUGGUCAGGCACAGUUCCUGAAAACCAUCAGUCAUCCAUAUCUCUGCUCCUACUUGGACAUCAUCAGAGGAAAACAUGAGCGCACUAUGGUGGUGUCUGAAUAUCAUCCCCAGCUAGUAAACUCCAGAACACUGUCUUUAGAUGAAGUAAUCAGUAUAUCUGAAUAUCUUCCCCAGCUAGUAAACUCAAGACCACUGUCUUUAGAUGAAGUAAUCAGUAUUGCAUCUCAGACACUACAAGCAUUAAACUACCUUAAUGAACUUGGAAUUGUACAUCGCAGUCUGUGUCCAGAGAACAUAGUACUGACAGAUCGUGGACAUAUCCAACUUUUCAACUAUGGUUUAUAUUAUAUGACUAAUGGAGGAAUGGAUGUCUCAUUUCCUAUUGGGCAUCCAAAAUACCUUGCCCCAGAGGUGUAUCUUGGUGGUCGUGGUGCUAAGUCUGGUUCGAAGGUUGAUGUGUGGUCCCUAGGCAUGAUUAUUCUGGAACUGGCACUUGGAAAACAGCUGUGGAGUGACCUCAAGUUAGCACAGUGCAUGCGUAAGGUGCUAAGCCUAUUACACAUCAAGGUGUCAGUGUUGGAACGCCUGGCUAGAGAACAUGGCUGCUGGGAAGAUUGUCAGGAGUUUCCAGCUGAACUUCAUGAUUUCAUUAGCAAGUGUCUGAGUGUUUCACCUUGUGAACGUCCCACACCACGGCAACUGCUGCGGCAUCCUCUGUUUCAAGAUGUGUCUCAAGUAGAUGUAAACAAACAUUCCAAAGAAGAAAUGCAGUAUCAAGUGUUCCCAGGUUUCCAGUCUCAUCGUAUUCCAGUCUAUCAGAAUGUGAAGCAUCCACUGCUUGAACGCAGCUUACAAGAACUUUAUUACCUCUGGCAUCUUGCUGGUGGGGAUGUGCAGGCAGAACUCAAGAAGCAGGGACUGAUCCGAACAAAGGCACCUAUACUGUCCAUACCAAACUUGGUUUUAUUGGAAGGAACAGUAUUUGGGCAAGUGAGAGACCAAACUUCCAUGCUGGAUUUACGAGUUGUGCCUCUUCCAUUGGAUACGCUAUAUCAGAGAUUAGUUCAUGUACCUCUCACAAGUUAUUACCCCCUUGUGGAGAUUAAAUCAGAAAUCAUAUCAAAAGAAGAUGGUGAGCAACUGGAAGCCGCAUCUCUCCCAUUAAUCAUUCGAGAGCGUGACACAGAGUAUCAGUUCCAUAGAAUUGUUCUUUAUGAUAGACUUAUUAAGGGUUAUCCUUAUAAAAAGGCAGCAAUUCUUAAAGAAGCUCACAAGGAUAUACCACCGUUGUAUCGUGGACAUAUAUGGGCAGCCUUGCUGGAAGUUGAUGGUGAUGUGGAUGGGUAUUAUGUGGCAGUGGAUAAGGAAACCCCCACUCAUACCGACAGACAGAUUGAAGUGGACAUCCCACGCUGUCACCAGUAUGACGAACUGCUCUCUUCUUGUGAGGGACACCGGAAGUUUAGACGUGUACUUAAAGCUUGGGUGGUAAGUCACCCCCAGUAUGUGUACUGGCAAGGACUUGACUCCCUGUGUGCACCCUUUUUGUACCUUAAUUUUAACAAUGAAGCGCAAGCAUUUGCAUGCCUCUCAGCUUUCAUUCCAAAGUACCUACAUAACUUCUUCCUGAAGGAUAAUACAGCAGUGAUACAGGAAUACCUGGCCAAGUUCUCUCAUUUGAUAGCAUUCCAUGAUCCAGCACUAGAAAAUCACUUGGUUGGAAUUAACUUUAUACCAGAACUAUUUGCUAUUCCCUGGUUUCUCACCAUGUUCUCACAUGUAUUCCCAUUGCAUAAAAUUUUUCAUCUUUGGGACAAACUUCUUCUUGGAGAUGCUUCAUUCCCACUCUAUAUUGGGUUGGCAAUCUUGCAGCAACUCAGAGACACAUUACUAGAAUCUGGAUUUAAUGAAUGUAUCCUCCUCUUUUCUGAUUUACCAGAGAUUGACAUGGAACGAUGUGUAACAGACUCCAUUGAACUGUACUGCAGCACCCCACGCAGCGUUACAUAUCGGCAACAUGAACUGCAGCCUGACGCAUCAGCUGAUAAUGAAAUAAACACAGAGCUGGUAAUGAGUCCUUUGCCAGUAGCUGAGCUACAGUCUGAAUUGUGUCCUCGCAUUAGUGGUGCUGACCUGCUAGAACUCUUACAAAAGAAGAAGUCCAAAGUAGUCACUGUGGACAUACGUGCUGUGGAAGAAUACAGCCGUGGUACUGUGGCAGGAAGCAUCCACAUUCCUUGGUCUUCUGCAUCGGUCCCUGAAUUGAGUACACUUCAGGCCAGCAAAGGACGCAUAAUUGUGAUUUUGGGGGCUCAUGCAUUGCAUUCAGCACAGUUUGGUAAGCACUUGGUGCAAAAUGGUUUUGCACGAGUAUGUUGCCUUCAUCGGGGAAUUCAAGUCCUGCGCUCAACAGACGUCCUCAUAGUACCUGGAGCCAUGUGACAUGAUAGUGGUGGGAAUGUGGUAGCCUGCAGUGCAGUUGAUCAUUCUACUGCCCCAUACAUGAGUCCAGUGUACAGGAGACCAUUUUAAACAUUUGGUGACAAUUAUUUUCAUUACAAUCUGGCAGCUGUAAUAUUGCAGUAUCGUGAAUGAAGACAUCAGAAUUUAGUCUAUAUUUUCUGAGUUGUAAAAUGUUGGUUUUCAGUGUGACCCUGAUUUGGUACUGUAAUUCUGAGUUAUAAUUAUUCUGUGCAUUUAAUAUCAAUUAUAUAUGUAUGUAUACUAAGAUUGAAACUAUCAAAGGAUUAUAAUUUUAUUGAAAAGUUAAAACAAUUCUCAACAUACUGUAUACAUUUUAUUUUAAGUUAUUACUAAACUAGAGAAAAGUAUGAAAUAUACAUGCUCUUUAAAGAGCUAGUCUUGCAGGCACAAACUGUAUACAGUAUGUUUGGUUAUGUCAAACAUGGUACAGACUGUAUGCUUAGUGUAAUAGUUCUGUCUGUUUUGCCAGAAUUUGAGCCUUGAAGUUUGUAAUUGGUCCUCUGUGACAUGAAAGUUGUCUAGGAUCAAUAACCUUACAUUUUAUCACUAUCAUUAAAAUAGUCUCUCUAUUUAGACUUA